UAGUGGGUGAUUAAGAGCUGCACGGGACGCCCGCCCUCCCUCUCUUUCCUAUGUUCCCUUGGCUUGAUGGAAAGGGCAAGAAGAAAGCCGAGCUCGCCGAUGGCGGUUGAGUGUAUUUCACGACACCCGACCAUGGACUCACUCCCUCUCUCGCUAUAUAACCGCCAACAGACUCCCCCUUUCCCGCUAGCUAUCAUCGCGCACGAGGCCAACCACUCUCUCUCUCCUACCUCCGUGUACUCCAUGGACGACCGAGCCAGUGCCUGACUCACUCUCGCAUCACAUGUGAGCCACCCUACAACAAGAAAGACAGAGAGGGGCAGAGUUAUCUUGCUUGCUUGCUUGCUUGGGUUGGGUUGUGUGUGGGUAUGGAGCUGCCGGCGGAGAGGCGGGCGGAGGAGGCGGCGGGAGUGGGCGGAUGCAGGGUGCCGGGCGGGCUGCCGAUCGGGUUCCGGUUCCGGCCCACCGACGAGGAGCUGCUGCUGCACUACCUGCGCCGCAAGGCCCUCUCCUGCCCCCUCCCCGCCGACAUCAUCCCCGUCGCCGACCUCGCGCGCCUCCACCCAUGGGACCUGCCAGGCGAGGCCGACGGCGAGCGGUACUUCUUCCACCUGCCGGCCACGGGGUGCUGGCGGAGGGGCGGCGGCGCCGGCAGGGCGGGCGGCAGCGGCGUGUGGCGGGCGUCCGGGAAGGAGCGGCUGGUGGUCGCGCCCCGCUGCGGGCGGCCCAUCGGAGCCAAGCGGACGCUCGUCUUCUGCCGCCGCGGCGGCGCGCGCACCGGCUGGGCCAUGCACGAGUACCGCCUCCUGCCAGCCGGCCUCGCCGCCUACGCCACCGCCAAGAGCCUCCACGACGCCAAGGACUGGGUGGUCUGCCGCGUGUUCAAGAAGGCCACGCCAGCGCGCCACGGCACGGCCCGCGGGCGGCGGAGGGGCGGGGAUGACCUGCCAGCGCCGCCGUCCCCGGCGUCCUCCUGCGUGACCGAGUCGCGCAGCGGCGGCAUGGAGGAGGAGGAGGACGACGACGAGGCCGCGUCCAAUUCGCCGCGGCGAGAGGAUUAGAGAAGCUGACCUGACCUGACCUCAAUCAUGGACAUGGUCCCUGUAAUUUUCUAAUCAGUGCUCCCCCUUUAAUCCGUCGCUCUGCUAAUGUGGUACCAGUACGUAGUAGCAGUAGUAAUCGUCAUCAGUUCCGACUUAUCAGGAGAAUCAAUCCGAGCUCAGGCAAUCAGGAAACCGAGCUCAGGCGAUCAAACACCUCACCAUGUUUGACGAGUGAGCUGAGAGAGCUCACUGUGAAUCAAAGAGUUCAUGUUCGAAGUAA
This is a messenger RNA of Hordeum vulgare subsp. vulgare (domesticated barley), 1323 nucleotides long. RefSeq names its product NAC domain-containing protein 83-like. Gene Ontology annotation, biological process: regulation of DNA-templated transcription. The transcript has 2 exons. NCBI's taxonomy places the organism in Eukaryota, Viridiplantae, Streptophyta, Magnoliopsida, Poales, Poaceae. Gene Ontology annotation, molecular function: DNA binding. The record is from RefSeq and is a predicted model, not a curated record. The coding region runs from base 369 to 1061 and encodes 230 amino acids.